AUGAACAUCAAUGUCCUUCGAAAUUGUAACAACAAUUAUUAUAUUAGCUCUUGCAAAAAUAGAUAUCUUUGGAUAAAAUAUAACGUUAAACAUGAAUAAAAAUGCUAGUUAUACAACAGCUUUUGGUGGAAUUUCAUCAAUUUUGAUUAUUAUAUUACUCAGUCUGAUUUUCUUCUCAAACAUUGUAGAAUUUUUUGGAAAAGACAAUGUAUUCUAUGAUAGUGAAAUAUCCUUCUCUAAUGAUCCUGAGUUAAUGGAAAUGAUGGAAGACAACUCUAUGUUUGCAUUAUCUAUUGAUUAAGUUAAUUUCACUACAAACCCAUAUUUCAAUAUUACUGUUGAAUAGAGGUAUUAAUAUUCGUUUAUUAUUUUUAGGAUUUACUUAAGAAAUGCAAAUGGUACUCUCAUUAAAUAAACCAUUGAAAUUCCUAUGCAACCAUGUACAUUAGAGAGGUUUAAUAAUAUAUUUCUAUAGCAAGGAUUAGACUUUACUGAUUAGUUUAAUUUUUUAGGAAUGAACAAAAUGUUAUGUCCUAAGUAUUUUUAAACUACUUAAACAUUAGAUCAAACUUUACUUUUUAGAUGGAAGGAACUUAUUCAAGUGAGAGUUUUAAAUUCAUAAAAUUAACAGUUAAAGAUUGCAAAACUUUAAAUCAAACUAACAAUAGUCUUUGGAAUCCAAUAUGUAGUUCUGCUGCAGAAAAGGCCAAAUAUCUUGCUUCAAAUGCCUAAUUUAAAUUAUAAAUCUUUUAAAUUAAUACGGUAGUCAAUCCUUUAAAACCUAAUAAUUAUAAAAGCAUAUACAUAGAUAGUGAUAUGUAUUUUUCAUUUGUACCUUUCAAAUUGGCUAGAUUAGCUAAUGUUUAUUAUAGAUAAUUUAUUGUAAAUAAUGACUAAAGCAUUAUGCCAUACGAGUAUAAUAUAUUUAUAGAUUAAUUGUUAGGGACAUAGAAUAAGAGAAAAUUAUUGUUAGAAAAGCAGAAGAUUUUCGAGAUCUUACAGAACUUGGUAGAGAUACAGAUGAUAAUUAUGCUAUUGUAUAUUUAAGGAGAAGUCCUUUUACUGAAACAAUUAAUAGAAAAUAUUAAAAGUUAGGUGAAUUACUUUCUUAUCUAGGGGGAUUUAUGUAGAUUAUGAAAGUUAUAUUUGGAUUUGUUAUUGCAUUUUAUAAUAGAACAUCAAUGUUAAUUGAAUUGGCAAAUAAGCUUUAUGAUUUUUAAGAUAAUAAUCAGAUGAAACAAUAUCACACUAUUAAAACAUUAAAAUACACAGAAUAAAUUGCAUCUCCUAUAGAAAAAUAAGAAUGUAAUCCCAUAAAUCCAUUGAAUACUUCAUAAGAAUUAUAUAAAGUUGAAUGGAAAUAGUAUAUAAAAUAAUUAGUUAAAAAAUCUAAAUCAAUAACUUUUAAUUUGAGAAUAUUUAUAAAUUAAUUGACUUUUGGCUAUCUAUUAAAAAAUAAAAAUUCAGAAUUUUUAGAAAAGGCUAUGUAAGUAAUUGAGUAUAUUUUAGGAAUAAAAUAAAUAGUGAAUUAGAUUUACAUAGUAUCCUUUAUCAAUUAUAGGAAAUUAACAAACUUAAAUAAAUUUUAUUAAGAAAAUCUUAAAUAAUAUUAUUUAAUUUUUCUCCAAAACCUGUUGUUACUUUAGGAAAAGAGUAGAUUGUUCCAUCUCGUUAUUCUGUUGAGGAUUUGGAGACUGGGUAAUCAUAUAUUAAGAGCAAAGAAGAUACUCUUAAUGAAGAAUUAUUUUUAAAAAUUGAAGAAGUAUGAUGUUUUUAACAAGUUUAGGCAUACAAGGAAAUAGCUGAAGAAGUUGAAUAAACAAACACAAAUAUUUGUUAAAUGAAUAUCAAUUUAAAGUUAACGUAACUUAUAGGAUCAGAUAUUAGAAGUAUUUUAAAACCUAUUUCUAAUUAACGUAGAAAUGGUAUAAAAUCUACUGAAAUAUAAAACAAUAAUAAUAAUUAAGAAGAUUUUCAUUAAAGCGAUUGA
Messenger RNA from Paramecium pentaurelia, 1990 nucleotides. The record is from the annotation of a GenBank genome assembly. NCBI's taxonomy places the organism in Eukaryota, Ciliophora, Oligohymenophorea, Peniculida, Parameciidae.